GUGCUUAAUCAGAGGGGGGUAUUAAAGUAGAACAGUAAUGCUCUCAGAUUUCAAUCUGCCGUCUGCUGUAUAGCCCACGGAAGGCAACGACAUGGGAAGCACCGGGAGGAUGCUCAACCUUUGGAACAGGAGGCAGAGCCUCUUCCCUAACUACAAAGUCACCGGGCCUAGUGCUGAACUUAGAAGACCCUCAGAAGACAACACCCUUCCAUUCACCAAGGACAGCUGUAUAAAAGAGUGGAAUUCCAUGCAGGAACUGAGCAAGGACAUUUAUGACAUCUACUCUGAGUAUGAGGAUGAGGAAGAUGAGAAGCCUUUGGCUCUUCUUUCAAGGCUGGCUUCACCCACCAAGAAUUACAAUCUCAACAUCAAUGUUGGGGGGAAGUCCUAUCAGAUAGCUUACCGGUUGGCGGCCAGGUACCCCAAAACUAGGAUAGGGCGGCUUGCCACCUAUACAGACCACAACAAGAAACUGGACCUGUGUGAUGAUUACCAAGUCAAGAAAAAUGAGUACUUCUUCGACAGGGACCCAGAGAUUUUCAACAACAUCUUCACCUUCUACAGAACUGGGGUGCUGUGGAUAAAAGAUGAGCUGUGUCCCAGAAACUUUCUGGAGGAGAUCAACUACUGGGGUGUGAGGAUCAAGAACACCCACCGCUGCUGCCGGAUUUCCUUUGAGGAGCGACAGGACGAAAUAAACGAGCAGCUGAACAUCCAGAGAGAGCUGGAGGCCGAGGUGGAGAUCGAGGAGAAUGAGGAGCUGUUUCAGGACAUGUUCAUGGGCCAUAACCGCAGAGUGAUCUGGAACCUAAUGGAAAAACCUUUCUCAUCUGUCCCUGCCAAGCUCAUGGCCUUGGUCUCCAGCCUGUUUGUCCUGGUAUCCCUGGUGGCAAUGACACUCAACACAGUAGAGGAUAUGCAGUACAAGACUCCCUCUGGCCAAUUGAGCGGGAAGACCUACUGUGAAUUUGUGGAGUCUCUGUGCAUUGCUUUUUUCACCAUGGAGUAUCUGCUCAGGCUGGUGUCCACACCUGACAUCCAGACUUUCGCCAGGAGCAUGCUCAACACGGUGGACCUGAUCGCUAUUCUACCUCAGUACCUGCAGCUGGCUUUGGAGUGCUUUGAAAACAAUGACUACGUGAAGCACGAACAUGACAUGAGGACAGUUGGGCAGGUGGGGAAGCUGGGCCAGGUGUUGCGGAUUAUGCGGCUGAUGCGUAUAUUUCGUAUCUUGAAGCUGGCGCGCCACUCCACCGGACUGAGGGCGUUUGGCUUCACACUCCGCCAGUGCUACCAGCAGGUGGGCUGCCUCUUCCUCUUCAUUGCCAUGGGAAUCUUCGCCUUCUCUGCCAUGGUCUACACUGUGGAGCAUGACGUGCCCCAAACCAACUUCACAAGCAUCCCCCAUGCAUGGUGGUGGGCUGCUGUCAGCAUCUCCACCGUGGGCUAUGGAGACAUGUAUCCAGAGACCAUCCUGGGGCGUCUCUUUGCUUUCUUCUGUAUUUCCUUUGGAAUCAUACUGAACGGACUGCCCAUCUCCAUCCUCUUCAACAAGUUCUCAGACUACUACGCCAAACUGAAAUCCCACGAGUACACCGCAAACAUGAAGAACCGGGGGAAAAUUAGGUUUGCCAAAAGGACAGCAAUGAAGAUCUCACUUUGUUGUGGAGUUGGACACACUACAUGAUGCUACAGUUAACUGUUUAGGACUUUGUAAGACACAAUAUCUGCCUGAUCUUUCUUACAUUGGCAACAUAUAUAGUAUCGGGUUGAAUAAAGUAAUGUUAACUUUGAAAUUGCUGAAAACCCAUGCACCCUUUUGUCUUACCCAUCAGAUAUGCUUCUCCAUGGGUGGAAAUGGGAGGGAGUCUGGGGGAAGGGGAUUCUGGACGUGAAAACAUUUUGCGAUGUAAAAUUUUGCAUUUCACAUUGAAUUCAUAGAUUUUACAUUGGAGGGCUCCAGGAGUGAUUUUCUUUCUCCAUUUCUACCCCUGCACUUCACACAUAUUACCAAAUGAGAGUGCUUCUCCCCCAAAAGGUAGGCCUGUUAACAAUACCAUAUAGACAGUGCAUUAUCAUAAAGAGCUCCACAGCUAUGGAGCAACUUGCCCCGUCAGGUCAAGUUGAUUCUAUUUGCUCCUUUUUUAUAUAUAUUUUUAUGCAUUUAAUGAUUGAAACACUUUCUACUUUGCUUAAUGUCCUUUAUGUCACAUGCUGCUUCUCAGUUUUAAUUUGUAUUUUUUGAACACUUGAAUAACAUGGAGCUUUAAUGAGAUUUGAUUUUGCAAUCAUAUCUUGUACGCUCAAUAAAGAGAAAUAAUGCUACAUGAUUUUUGUAUGUGCCGUUAUAUUACUGCUGCAGAGGCAAACAUGGUCACUCACUAAUAAAGCAAUGAUGUGUACA
Messenger RNA from Oncorhynchus nerka (sockeye salmon), 2404 nucleotides. RefSeq names its product potassium voltage-gated channel subfamily V member 2-like. The transcript has 2 exons. NCBI's taxonomy places the organism in Eukaryota, Metazoa, Chordata, Actinopteri, Salmoniformes, Salmonidae. The record is from RefSeq and is a predicted model, not a curated record. Gene Ontology annotation, molecular function: voltage-gated potassium channel activity. Gene Ontology annotation, cellular component: voltage-gated potassium channel complex; membrane. Gene Ontology annotation, biological process: potassium ion transmembrane transport; protein homooligomerization. Bases 92 to 1687 code for a protein of 531 amino acids.